Vicugna pacos (alpaca) is the source of this 3233-nucleotide messenger RNA. The record is from RefSeq and is a predicted model, not a curated record. NCBI's taxonomy places the organism in Eukaryota, Metazoa, Chordata, Mammalia, Artiodactyla, Camelidae.
UCUGCACCUUAACUAUUCUUCAGCUUGUGGGUCGCCCACCUUGGGGGUAUGGGGCCCGGUUAUAUUGUGAGCACGCCCCUCCUGCCGUCCUGCUGUGGGUCCCUCUUUGUUUCCAGUUGAAGACGAUCUUUGCUAAGUUUCAGUCUCUCUUCAGUGGUUGUCUGCAGUCAGCUGUGGUUCUGUUGUAGUUGCAAGGGGAUGCGAGCUCGUGGUCCUACAAGGGUUGGUGUUUCAACCAAUUCUCCGGCUCAGAGCCCCUCCCACUUCCAGGGGAGCGCAGACUGUGCCUCCCUAAGCCCUGGGGGUCAUCAGUACACACAGCGGCACCUCAGCUUCCCUCUGUGACCUGAGGCUUAGCGGCCGGGAUCACAGCUCCCAGCACAAUGACUCUCCCCGUCUUGGGGAUAGGCCUUCCUGUGGCAACCAGUCCCUUAUGUGGAACGAACAGGUUUGGGAGGGGACCUGGCUCAACCAUGUGAGCAGGACUGCAGUUUUACCCAGAAGCCCCUACCCUCACUUUCCCUGAGGGGAGACUGAACCCACGGAAGGCAGAGGGCAGGAGCUGGGAGCCCAGGGGCUCUGUGCACGUGCAGCGGAUGCUGUCUAGCCCGAGUCCCCAGCGGCCCUCCAUCCCCCCUGCUCCAUGCCAGGCCCUGCGAUAGCCACAGCUGAGCCUGUUGGACAGGGCUGUGCCUUGGUGGGCGAGUGUGGGGUGUGGAGUGCUGGGCUAUGAGAACUAGGAACAUCCCAAGGGGUGGACACAUUCUGGGAGAAAGGAAGGAACGUGCAAAGGCCCUGUGGUGGGGGAAAAAAACAGAUCAUGUCUGAGACACUGAUAAGGAGGAGGGAAGCAGAAAAGGGAGGGGGUGGGGACAGCCGGGGAUGGUCCUGCUCCGACCAGAGCCUGUAUGUCCUUCCCGCUGUGCAGUGGGCAGUGGGCAGUGGGGGGAGGGUGCCCUGCCUAACUGGACUUCCAGAGGAUCCCUCCAGCCGCCUGGUUUCAGUGAUUCAAGGUCGGGCCUGAGCAGUGCUAGCGACCAGGCAGGCAGGGACCCAAGGGGCUAGGUGCAUUGGGAUAAGGUUCCUGGCAGGGAUCAGAGUGGAGGUCCCAGCCUGAUCGAUGUGGGCCGAGGGUCCUGUGGGCCACAGCGGGAGGACAGAGCAGGGGCACUGCAGCCGGGCCUGCCUUGUGGUGGGCAGAGCCGGGGUCAGAGGAGGGACCGGGAUGAAGGCAGGACUGGCUGAGGGUGGCGCCCACCGAGUGGCCCUGGGGAUCAGGGAGGAGCAGUCUACCCAGUGCACAGCUGACCCCACGGGGGCUCUGGCCAGGUGCUGGGAGAGGCCCCAGCUUGGAAGUUGCCUGAGAGUGGAGGCACUGGGGAGCCUGUGAGGGGAGGACAGGUGUGUAGGGGUCACUGGGACGGUGAUCUCGGCAGCCAGGAGAGGUGGGAGCCCUGGGUGAGGACGGGGCCUUGCCAGCAGCAGAGGGUGGGUAGUUACAGGGGCUGUGGGAGUGGGUCGACCCCAGGUCAGGCACUGGGCCAGGAGGGAAGGGUGGGGGCGGGCAGCAACACACAGGGGCUGAGGGCAGCACCUGGGGCCGCUUCUGCCUCUGGCAUUCAGCCCAACCCCCUCCCGUCCGGUGUCCAGCCAGGAGCCUGGGUCUGCCCUCUGCCCUCCCUUCCCUCCCUGGGGGCAGGGGAGGUGGCGGCCUGGGUGGGUUUAAAACAGGCGAGCCUCCUUCUAGGCAAGGUCAUAAAAAUAGCGGAAUGGCAGAAAAGCCUGGCCAGCACCCAAAGCAGCAUCAGGGUCUGGGGGCAGCUUGCACAACAGCCCAAGGCCUGCUGGCCCCUGCCUGCCCAGAGAUGGCUGUCUGUGGCGCAGCCUGCUCCCUGACUGCAUAGGCAUCGGCCAGGCUGGGACAAGGUCCACGGCAUGGUGUCUGGCCAGGCUGGUGCCCCUGCAGUGGCGCCUUCCCUGACCUUCCAGGCUGCCCUGGGGGCCCUCCCUGAGCAGGCCUGCGCCGCACCUGCCUGUGUCCACAGCAGCCCGCAGCCAGCUGGGCACGUGGUGGGGACAGGCCUGAGUGGGGCCAGGGAGCUGCGGGAUGGGGUGAGUCCAGAGGGGCCUGUGGCCACCGCCCACACCCAGCCUCUGCCCCCAGGAGAUUGUGGACUGGUUCAACGCGCUCCGGGCCGCACGCUUCCACUACUUGCAGGUGGCCUUCCCCGGGGCCAGCGAUGCGGAUCUGGUGCCGAAGCUCUCCAGAAACUACCUUCAGGAAGGCUACAUGGAGAAGACGGGGCCCAAGCAGACAGAAGGCUUCCGGAAGCGCUGGUUCACCAUGGAUGACCGGAGGCUUAUGUACUUCAAAGACCCCCUGGACGCCUUCGCCCGUGGGGAGGUCUUCAUCGGCAGCAGGGAGAGCGGCUACACGGUGCUCGAUGGGCUCCCGCCAUCCACCCAGGGCCACCACUGGCCGCACGGCAUCACCAUCGUCACGCCCGAGCGCAGGUUCCUGCUGGCCUGCGAGACGGAGUCAGAGCAGCGGGCGUGGAUGGAGGCGCUCCGGACGGUGGUGGACCGGCCCAUGCUGCCCCAGGAGUACGCAGUGGAAGCCCACUUCAAACAUAAACCCUAGCGAGAGAUGGCCGUGGGAGCCCGAGGACGCGGACUCACUGGAUGUGGCCGGCGAGGAGGCAGCAGCCAGUGAAGGAGCGAGCCCUUGGCGCGGCCAGGUGGGGCCUGAGCUUUCGCCACUAGGACCUGUUUCCCUAGAACCCCACUGCGGGCCGGCCCGGACUGACCUCUGACCCCAUUCUGCUGCUGCCCCCCGACGUGACGCCCACUCCCUCCCUGCCCGCUGGCUCACUGUUCCUGAGGCCCCAGCCUGGCCCCCAGCGGCCCCUGCCCACCUGAGCACCAGGAGGCCGGGCUGUGGGGACAGCGGGCCGGCCCGCAUGCCCCCCAUCCUGCCCCGUGUCCCCGCCUCCCCCCACAACAAGUAUUUAUUGAGCACUUGCUGUGUCAGUCGUGGGGUCCUGGGUGCUAGAGUGGAGGACGUGGGCCUCGUCCUCAAGAAGCCGACUGGCGUGUGCGUGUGGGUCCUGGCGCUGACCGCUGGCCUGCCCUCAGUCCCGGAACGCUGGGGGGAUGGAGGCCCUGUGUGCUGCUGGCUAGCGCUCUAGCGCUCACUGCCACCGAGCCUCUCCCGGGUGCCGUCCCUGAGAACA